AUUAAUUGGAAUAACAGUAGGUGUAUUUAAUACGUCUCAAAAUACAAAAUACUAUUAGGGGUCGUUUGGAUGGAAUAUUUGUAUGAGUUAUUUUUGAGUUAUUUGGAUACAAAUAACUCGUUUAGUAGCAAUUUACUGAAAUGAGUUAAUUUGACAGUGAGUUAUUUACAAAUAACUCAAUGAGUUAUUUGAAAUAACUCAUACUCAUGUGUUAUUUCGAAAUAACUCGUUUUUACCACUCUGCUUUUACCAAAUACCACAUUUACAUGGUUCAACCAAACGAAAUACUUUAUUUCAAUUACCAUUGAAAUAACAGUGCAAUACCACACGAACAAUAAAUGAGUUAUUUGACUCUACAAAUACCACAUCAUCGACAAUUAACUCAUCCAAACCACCCCUUAUUCUUUCGUAAACAACUUUGAUCGAUCCGCAGCUCAGAUCCGAGUUUUGACUGCAGCAGAAAGGAAUAAGGUGACAAGAACCGGAUUUCUGCUAGCAUCCAAUUGCGUUAUUUAGCUCAAUCAGUUUGCCCGUCUUCUAGCCGUCGAGCCGACCUUGGGGCAUCACUCUGCUGGCCCAGGACAGAUAUGAGUUCAACCAAAUUCAAAUCUCUGUUCUUCUUUCUCCCUUUAUUCUUCAUCAAUCAACAAAACAACCCAAAUUCAGUAUCAAUUGUCCAAUUAAAAUUAAGGAUCCCCCACCCCCACACCCUUGAAAAAUACCGGUCAGUGGUCAUGAAUCGUUCAGAACCACGUCCAGAGGGCAGUCAAUUCAUGUUACUAGCAGAGACAAUCUCCAGGUUUCCAGAAUGUAUAAAAACCGUCUCACAUCUCAAACAAUCUCAGAACCCAAAUCAACUAAAGCCAACCGAAAGAUAAACAAAGAAGAAAAGGAAGAGAUAAUUGCCUUUAGAUAAUUCUGUACCCUCGCCGGAGACAGAGCAACUUAGUUCUGCUAAUCUGCAGGUGCACACACGAGUCACGACUAUCAAAGAGAUGGGACAAACUCCACAAAUCCAACUUCAAGUUCUGGGUGACCGUCAUCAAUAUGAUCAUUAUGAACCAAGCAAAGAAGAGAUCAAUGUGCCAUUGGCCAGCAGUUUGAAGAAGAAGCAGGACACCCCGAAAGACUUCUGGUGGUGGCUCAAAAUCGCGCUCUACACCGUAGGCGUGCUGUUGGGACAAUCCGCUGCGCUUCUACUUGGAAGGCUCUACUUUCUCAAAGGAGGGAACAGCAAAUGGAUGUCAUCAGUGGUCCAAGUCCUCGGCUUUCCGGUCCUCAUCCCCUUCUACCUCUUCAUCACAAUGAAAGAAGGACAGAAAGGAGUGGCAAUCGACGACGAGGACGACGACGAUAGAAAGCCUCCAUCUCCCUAUACUCUGGGCGCGAUCUACUCAUCUAUCGGCUUAAUCAUAGGGCUCAACUGCUUCCUCUACUCCGUCGGGCUGCAGAACCUCCCUGUCUCAACUUACACAUUGUUGUGCGCUUCUCAAUUGGCAUUCAAUUCAUUCUUCUCCUACUUCAUCAACGGCCAGAAAUUCACCCCGUUCGUCGUCAACUCCCUCGUCCUCCUCACCAUCUCCUCUGUUUUGCUCGUGUUCAACAACGACGACACGAGCUCCUCGUCGUCCACGGGGCCCGCGAUCUCGAGGGUCAAGUACGUCAUCGGAUUCCUCUGCACAUUGACGUCAUCGGCGCUUUACGGCGUCGUGUUGUCCGUCACGCAGUUCGUGUUCACAAGAGUUGUGAAGCGGCAGACGUUCAAGCAGGUGAUGGAGAUGAUCAUCACGGAGAAUGUGGUUGCCAGCGUGGUCACGGUUGUGGGGCUUUUCGCCAGCGGGGAGUGGAGGUCCAUCGGCAGGGAGAUGGAUGCGUAUCGAUUGGGGACGGUGCCGUAUCUGAUGGUGUUGAUCUGGAUCGCCGUGUUCUGGCAGAUGUUUUCCAUUGGAGCUGUGGGCUUGAUAUUUGAGGUGUCUUCUCUGUUCUCCAAUUCGAUAAGCGCGGUGGGACUGCCCAUUGUGCCCAUCAUGGCGGUCUUCUUUUUCAACGAUAAGAUGAACGGGAUCAAGGGGGUUUCCAUGGCGUUGGCCGUCUGGGGAUUUGUUUCGUAUGUGUACCAGUAUUACGUGGAUGGUCAGAAAUCCGACAAGAAGACACUAGACGAGGCCUCUUCUUAAAGUUCCUGAUGGGAAAAAAAAAAUCUCUAGGUAACAAUGUGUCUAUUCAUUAUUCUGUUAUUGUAGUUGAUUUCCCCACCCCAAAUUCACAAUUCAAUUAUGUAAGGAUCACCAAAUUUAUGUUAUUGUUGUUGUUAUAAUAAAGAUUCACAAUGAAGUCUGUUACUUGUUAAAGUUGUCGAUGUGUUCCGUGGGUUAUGAAUUAUGGUCAUUUAGGUGGCCUGAAAAAUCACCGGACUCAACAAUUGUUGUUUUUUUCACUGAUAAGAAAAAUGAUUUGUAUAUCAGAAUCGACAAUGGGUGUUGUCUCCUUAAGGAAAAAGGGGGGAAAAUUGAGUUUGGUCUAUCUAAAGAGAACAAAUAAGUAAGACCUGU
Messenger RNA from Linum trigynum, 2552 nucleotides. NCBI's taxonomy places the organism in Eukaryota, Viridiplantae, Streptophyta, Magnoliopsida, Malpighiales, Linaceae. The record is from the annotation of a GenBank genome assembly.